Molecule: messenger RNA, 3775 nt
Organism: Pomacea canaliculata
Lineage: Eukaryota; Metazoa; Mollusca; Gastropoda; Architaenioglossa; Ampullariidae
Exons: 7
Coding region: 108-1220 (370 amino acids)
Source: RefSeq, a predicted model, not a curated record
UCUUGCAUCGAUACUAACCCUGAGCAAAGUAUUUAGCAGUUUACUGCCGGCUGACAGAUGCACAUUUCUGUCAGGUUUCUACUAUUUACUCCAGUCUGCUGCAGAGAAUGGCGAUCAUCCAACUUUUGCUGCUGACGGCGUUUGUUAUGACAAAUCUUCCGGAAUCCAAGAGUUUACCACAAGCAGCAAAAGAGAAAACAACAUGUGGGAUCCGUCGUCUGGACGCCUUUGACAUGUUGCUGACCUGCUACUUCCACGUCAACAUUAGUGCUCUCCAGAAGGCCUUCGAUGUGUAUAAACAACCAGACAUACGGGUGGUGGUAAGUUGCGACUGGUUUCAGGAGAUCUUCUGCUCCGUGGCCCCUGGGUACAAGUACGAGUACGACAUUGAUGUUUACCAUGAUCACACCAACGUCCGGAUACUCAACGCUAACACCGAGCAUGUUGGCAUGUACACCUGUAAGGUGAUGGGCGAAAGGGAUCGUGGAAUUUGCAGUCUCACCGAGGAACAAAUUUCACAGACUUUGCCGUCAGUCAUUCCGUACACAGGGCAGACCUCUAGGAUUAAUAACGUUCAUCGGUUUAUGCUCAACGGUGUUUACAACAGAACAGUGAGCGCCAGUGAGAACUCCCCAGUGGACAUGGAGUGUCAGUCGGACACGUGGACACCAACUCGCAUCAUCAGUGUGGUUGAUGGCGACCGUCUGCUCGCUAGUAAUGAGAUGCAGAAUGGACGGUUAAGAUACAUAAUAAAUAAAACUCGAUGUGAAGACACGGGUGACUACAGGUGUGAGUUUGCAAACACAACAGGACUAUUCUACUCUGUGACUGUCAGACUACUUGUUCCUUGUAGUCCGAGACUAAAAGGAGACGAAGGUCACUUUCCGUUUGUAGUCAUUAUUGAUAACGACGGUCAUUUGAGUUUGAACAUGACAGCAUAUCCAACACCAUAUGUCAAGGCAUAUUACAAACUCAACUCCAAUGAACCAAUUCAAGACAGAAUACAAACCACAUGUGCUGCUGAAAGUGAUAAGCCUGCAUCCAUCAUCUGUAACAUCACUGUCAUCAGUGUGACAAACGCUGAUGACGGCGCUCAGUUUAUGGUUCUUUUCAGCAAUAAUAUAGGAGAACUACCUUUCUCUUUCAGGAUCAGACUGAAUGACAUAGUGAAGUCUGAAUACACCAUGAAACUCCAGGUACAACUGAAAAGCUGGUUUUGACGUGGGGACAACUGGAUCACGAGUGGCAACUUUACCCCAGAGGCAGUGAGAAUACAAUCAGCAGCGUAGGUCUGUCCUCCUGGGGUAGUACAACAGUCAUGUGGCACCGUGAUUACACAGGUAGAGGCGCUUGGGUGGUGUGUGGUGUGUGCGUGGUGUGUGUGUGUGUGGUGUGUGGUGUGAGUGUUUGUUGUGUGUGUGUGGUGUGUGUGGUGUGUUUGGUGUGUGUGUUUGUUGUGGGAUGUACAGUUAUUUGUUUAUGUCUGCAGGCGGUCAACUUCCAUGAUGUUAAAAUGCAAGUUGGUUUAAAAAUAGUUGUUGUACUGAGAUGUUCAGGAAACAGAUCUAAAGGUUGUCACAAGUUAAGAAAAAUGUCUUGCUAUCCUCUAAUGAUAAUGUGACCUUUAAUUAUUGCACCGGAGGUCUUGCAGCUCUUACUAUUCUUACAGAGUAUUUAUAAAACAACCAUUUAAUGUUGCCCGGUGUGUUCCAUUACUUCUAGUCUAAUUAACAUUAGUGUGAUCAGUUCUAAUCUGUUUCAGACUUCCUGUACUGUCCGGAAUCAUUUUACAAAAUUUCAGCUGACUUUAAUUGUUUCUCAGGAGAUGAGAUAGUGGGAUGCACAGACCAUUAAAUGUUUGUGAUAAUAUUUAAACAUUAGGAGGUGUAUUUAAAACAAACAGCAAAGAUCUUGAGGUGAAUGGUGAUACAGUCUGAUUUCCUACAGCAUGUCACAUUAUGAGCUUGAAAAAUUGUAAAUAUUUAUCAUAAAAAGGUAACGUGUAAUUAAAGUGUUUUGAAUUAUGAAGAAAUAAGUAGAUAUUGAAGUUUUUUCCAGUAUUUUUAAGGAAUGAAAAGAUUUUAAGAUAAACUCAUAGACAAAGUCAUGCUUGUAUCGAGAAGCUGCUGUGUAAAAACUGUCUUAGUUAACAUAAAAUGUUUUGUGUACAAUUGUGUUGUUUAGGUGUGUAAAACCACUCAAAUAAAGUUUUUCUUGUGUCCAUCACAUCGCUAGUUAAAGGAAAAUAAUUUCCCUUUCUGGCAUGUUGUGUACAGGGAGAGAACCAGCAUUACUUUCCACAGUAAGGGAAGCAAUCAGCUUUAUACAGUUGACUGUAUGAAAGGUUUAUACCAAGAAAACUGUCCAUGAUGUCUAAUGAUAAUGUUUUUAUUGAUAUAAAAUAUAAGUACAUUUUGCUGCUACUAAAAACUAAUGUCAAGCUAGUGCUGUAUGUGCAAGACUGACAUUAAAAUAAGACUGAUAAAUAUAUUACUGCAGUACGUGUUUCAUUCCUUUGAGCUUAUUGUUUAAUUAUUAUUUUUGUAUGCCUCUGAUAUCAGCUGUAAAUAUUCUCACCAUGCAGCACAUCUUGUUGAUAGUGAUGAUAGCUAUCACUUUUUGCUUGCAAUGAUCCAACUGAUGGAUACAGAAGCAAUACCACAAUGAUAAGAAUAUAUUGCUGUCUUUCCUUCUUCCUUCUCAGCUCCCCGUACAUUAAAAAACCUCCAUAGUCAAUGAUUUCUGUAAGUUGUCCACCGUUCGCUUUCUUUCUUAAUUUCUCUUCCAUAUUUUCUUUCUUCCUCGUGACCUCCCCUUCCUCUUUCGUCGUCUUUCUUCUCUAUAGCUCACAACGGAUCUUGUUAUCUAAAUUAAUCUGUUGCUUAAUCUUAUCGGAUUGCCAUCUUUUUCCAGAUAUUUGGUCUGUUCACAUAAAGUAACAAAAUCGUAACUGCUGGUGAAAAGCGAGAAUGUGAAUACCAAAUAACGGGGAAAGUAUGGUUUUCCCUCCGUUAGUGGCAGGUCUAAGGAGCAGAAAAAAGGUCGAGACAAGGACAACAUGAAGACAGUGGUGCUCUGACAAUUGGUAAUGUGAACGUGAUCACUGGACAUACUAGAAUUGAGAAUUCUGUUGAAAAAAGUAAUAUUUAUCUUUUUUCAGUAGGUAAUUGUUAUAAUAGUAAAUACAAUGUUGUUUCAACAGUCGUAUUAAUGGCGAAGCUGUGACUUAAUGAGCAGCUGAGGCAAGCCAGGAAGAUGAAAGUGUCGACUUGAUGUUUAUCAGUCUUGCUCUGCCAGUUUCUACUUUGUUCAAAAUGUCCUGAAGGGUGGAACUGGGGUAUCAUGGCAGACUACAUAACCACAGGCUUCUGAUAUUUUGCUGUAUCUUAUCCGCAUGUAUGUGUGUGAUGACUGAUGCUCUGAAUGCAUGGUUCAGGAAGGUGACUAAGUGUGAAGAACCGGCUUAUUACACAUAGUGUAAAAUAAACAAUUAAUUUUCCUCCAGAAUGAUUGCUCUACUGCUAGUAUGUUAUAAUAGUUCAUUUUCAUCAGUUAGGGUGAUUUCCUCUUGAAUUUAGUAAGUUUAGACUGAGUUUUGUUGAAUCCCAUUAUCAAAAUUGAUGCCGUUCAAUGCAAUUUCAUCGACUGAUUCUUCUGAUAAUGUAAACUGCGACUGAAAUCGUUCCUGCUUACAUUCUUUGCAAAACCAUGAUCACUUCUAUGAAAAUUGUCGAAUAUGUUGUAACAGUUAUCCCUGGGUUCUUCAAUUCACUAG